AAACGUAAUGGUGUUGAGACACAAAUGUUAGCGAUACGCCCGCUGAGCUGGAGCUGAUAUACAGGCGCGAGGAUCCUUCACAUUCUCUUGAUUGCUUCCUUCACCAUCCAUAAAUUCGAUGCGCAAUACGAAAUUGCUAUGAUUGGUGCCAUCUUCAGUCUGCUUACGGUCGAGAAUGGCAUGUAUGCUGUCGUUGCUUCGAUUGUUUUCACCUUGCUCACAUGUAUCUACCGUGUCUAUUUCCACCCUCUGUCCUCGUUCCCAGGCCCAAUAUCCUACAAGCUUAGCGGCUGGCCGCUACUGUGGCAGGCUUACACGGGCGACCGUCAUAUCCACCACCUACUUGACCACGAGAAAUACGGUCCAGUAGUCCGCAUCUCCCCAAACACACUUUCCUUCAGUACUGCCUCUGCCCUCCAUACUAUCUACGCCCCACGAGAUGCCAAUGUGAAGAAAGGAGAGUGGUACAAGACUUUCGAUAUAGCGGCUGGCACGUAUAGUAGCUUUACUGAGACGGAUAAGGAGAAGCAUGCUACCAAGAGGAGGUGGAUGGGUCCCAUAUUCUCGCCGGAGAGUUUGAGACUGAAUGAAGGGAAGAUACAUGCAGUGAUUGAACGAUUCUGCGAGACUCUAAGAGACUUUGAGCGAGAAAGUGGGGGAGAGAAAGGUAAUGGCUGGAGCAAGAGAUGGAAUGCUAAUGAAAUCGCUACCUAUGUUGGGUUCGACAUGAUGGGCGCAGUGGUAUUUGGGAGCGACUUCCAAACGGUACAGAAAGAGAGUAAUAGAUCGUUGGCGAAUUCGAUCUUGCCAGCCAGCAAACUCAUGUACUGGAUAUCGUAUCUGCCUCCAGCAUUUCUUGUUCGGCCCCUCCUACGGACAGGGCUAUUCGAGGAAUUAGGUGGCAAGCCCGUCGCAGACAAUAACCACUUGAUCGAUUACGGUGCCGCUCAAGUCCAACUCCAACAAUCGGAAGUUGAGACAGAGAAAAGUUCCAACGUCGAGCGAAUAGACUUCCUCUCACGUUUAGUUAGAACUGGGGACAAGAAGACUGGCUGGUACCCUUGCGCCGCAGAUCUAGGUAGCGAAAGCCUCAAUUUGAUACUCGCUGGAGCGGAUCCUUUCAGCGGUGUCUUUGCAGCAGCUAUAUUCUACCUCGUACACAACCGCGGUGCGCUUUCGAAAGCUACUAAGGAGAUACGAUCAAUAUUUACCUCGGCUUCUGGAAUCACGAACGGACCGGUGUUGGGCUGCUGCACUUAUCUCAACGCCACCAUCGAAGAGACACUUCGUCGCGCCGCGCCAGUACCCAGUCAUCUUCCUCGCGUCGUAUUAGACGGAGGCAUGGUGAUUGAUGGCAUCCAUGUCCCCGCUGGGACGACAGUCGGUGUACCGAUGUACGCUCUACAUAACAACCCAGCUCAUUUCCCUGCACCCUUCACGUUUUCGCCGGAACGCUGGAUCGAAUCCCCUUCCAAUCCUGCUUCCUCCAUCGCCUUGGCCCGCAGGGCCUUCUUUCCGUUCAGCAUUGGCAGCAGGAUGUGCAGCGGCAGGAAUCUGGCGUAUCUGCAGUUGAAGUUGACAUUAGCACACCUGCUCUGGCGCUUCGAUUUACGGUUGGCGCCUGAUGAGUCUCAGCGUGGAGGCGGGAAGCCAGGACUAGGUAUUGGAAGAGAGAGACCGGAUGAGUUUCAACUGUGGGAUGCGCUUGGGUUUGGAAGGGAUGGGCCAAUGGUUCAGGUCAGGGUUGCACAGGCUUAGGUGUAGUCUUGCGGCUGGUAAGAUAGAAGAGAGAAGUUAUCUGGGGAGUGU
This is a messenger RNA of Alternaria rosae, 1809 nucleotides long. RefSeq names its product cytochrome P450. The transcript is spliced from 3 exons. Bases 139 to 1758 code for a protein of 539 amino acids. The record is from RefSeq and is a predicted model, not a curated record. Gene Ontology annotation, molecular function: oxidoreductase activity, acting on paired donors, with incorporation or reduction of molecular oxygen; heme binding; iron ion binding. NCBI's taxonomy places the organism in Eukaryota, Fungi, Ascomycota, Dothideomycetes, Pleosporales, Pleosporaceae.